Glycine soja is the source of this 2887-nucleotide messenger RNA. RefSeq names its product two-component response regulator-like APRR2. NCBI's taxonomy places the organism in Eukaryota, Viridiplantae, Streptophyta, Magnoliopsida, Fabales, Fabaceae. The record is from RefSeq and is a predicted model, not a curated record. Gene Ontology annotation, biological process: positive regulation of DNA-templated transcription; phosphorelay signal transduction system. Gene Ontology annotation, cellular component: nucleus. The transcript is spliced from 12 exons. The coding region runs from base 432 to 2162 and encodes 576 amino acids. Gene Ontology annotation, molecular function: transcription cis-regulatory region binding; DNA-binding transcription factor activity.
UUAAAAAAACCCUCUCUAAAUCUCUAAUACCAAUGUCAAUAGGAUACUUUUACUAUAAUGAGUGUGUUUUCCUGCAACCAUUUUCUUCCUUCGUCGGUUGAUUGGUGAAGUUGCUGGUGACCCCAGAAGAAGGGGUAGUGUUGGAAUAUUAUUGUUAAGCUUUGAACUUUGAAGUAGUGGCAGAAAGGUUCAUUGACCCUUUUUUGAGAGACUUACUUGUUUGUGGUCCGAAACUGCUGAUUGCAACUGUUCAGUGGUCACAGGAAGCACCACCCUCCAAAGCCAGCACUUAAAACCUUUCCUUCUCUUCCGUCUCUCUUCUUUACCCUUCUGUUUUUAUUAACAAUGCAAUAAGAGGAGAAAGAAAGAACACAAGUUUAAUUAGCAAUGAAAUUCAAGAAGCAUUUUCUUUUAUGCCAAGAAGGAAUUAGAUGCUGAUAAGUGGUAUUGAUCGAUCUGUUACUUUCUGUGGGAGACUGAGAAACGAUGCCAAGCCAGCUAUGGUUUUCACUGCCAAUGACUUACAAGAAUGGAAAGAUUUUCCCAAAGGACUCAAGGUUCUUCUCCACGAGAGAGACAACAUUUCUGCUGCAGAGAUAAGGGCAAAGCUUGAAGCCAUGGACUAUAAUGUUUCUACAUUCUGUGAUGAGAAUGACGCCUUGUCAGUGAUCUCAAGUGGACUUGAAAGCUUCCACAUUGCCAUAGUGGAGGUGAGUUCAAGCAGUGCCCAGGGAGGUUUCAAAUUUCUUGAGAAUGCCAAGGACUUGCCAACCAUUAUGACUUCAAACAAUCAUUGCCUGAACACCAUGAUGAAGUGCAUAGCGCUUGGUGCAGUUGAGUUCCUCAGCAAACCACUCUCUGAGGACAAGCUCAGAAAUAUCUGGCAACAUGUGGUUCACAAGGCAUUCAAUGCUGGGGCAAACAUCCUGUCUGAAUCACUUAAACCUGUCAAAGAAUCAGUAGCGUCCAUGUUGCAGCUCCAAACAGACAAUGAACAACAUGAAAGUAGAGUAUCCAUUGAUAUAGAGAAAGUAUCCAGCUUUGUUGAUAAUGAUCAUGAGCUGUCUCCUGGAAAUGAUAAAUAUCCAGCUCCUUCAACCCCACAAUUGAUGCAAGGGACAAGAUUGUUGGACGAUGGUGAUUGCCAAGAGCAGGCUAAUUGCUCAACAGAAAAAGAAAGUGGGGAACAUGAUGGAGAAUCUAAAUCUGUCGAAACUACAUGUGGUAAUUUGAAUGCUGAAAUUACUCCUCAACAAAGGAAAUCUGAAAUUACUUUGGUUAGGGAGGAAGUGGAUAUAGUUGAUGCUUCCAUGGGUGAGAGUGUUGCUUCUCCACAUACACAAAAAAGAAAAGUUCUAAGCAACACUGACAGAAAUACAAAAGCUUCAAAUAAAGUAGGUGUUCAUAGUGAUUCAUGUGAGAUAAGAGGAAAGCGGAAAAAGAUAAAAGUAGACUGGACACCUGAGCUUCACAAAAAGUUUGUGAAGGCAGUGGAGCAACUAGGCAUUGAUCAAGCCAUUCCUUCUCGAAUAUUGGAAUUAAUGAAAGUGGAGAGCUUGACAAGGCAUAAUGUGGCAAGCCAUCUUCAGAAGUAUAGAAUGCAUAAGAGGCAAAUCUUGCCCAAGGAAGAAGAACGAAAAUGGUCGAAUCAAAGAGAAAGGAGCUAUAGUGUUCAAAGACCAAUUAUGGCAUUUCCUCCAUAUCAUUCUAAUCACACCCAUCCACUGCCUCCUGUAUAUCCUAUGUGGGGACAAUCUGGCGGUCCAAUGGCUGGCAUGCAGAUUUGGGGAUCUCCUGGUUAUCCCUUGUGGCAGCCUACUGCUGAAAAUUGGCGCUGGAAACCAUUUCCAGGGAUGCAUGCAGAUGCAUGGGGCUGUCCAGUGUUACCAAUACCACCUCAAGCUCCUGGUUUUCCUUACUCUCAGAAUAUGCCUGCAUUGCUCAAUGCUGAUGCAGCGGAUCACACAUUUACCAUGCCACAAAGUUCCUUCGAGCAUUAUCUGGCAGAGGAGGUAGUUGACAAGGUUGUUAAAGAGGCAAUAAACAAACCAUGGCUACCCUUGCCCUUGGGUUUGAAACCUCCUUCCACAGAAAGUGUGUUGGCUGAGCUAUCAAGGCAAGGCAUUUCCAACAUCCCUCCAAAGGGUUCAAAAUCAUGCUGAUGACAUGGAUGAUGAUGAUGGAUGCAUGCACACCAAAGAGUGUGGUUUUGAUGGUGACCAACUACAAAAGGGUUCCACCUGAUCAAACACACCCUCUUGCAAUUUAUUUUUUUGUUUUCUCAAAGUGUAUGAGGUUCCAACUUGGUAGUUUGAGUGGGAAAUUGGAGCUGUUGUUGGGACCAUUUGUUAAGGUCUCUCCUAUGCUGUUGUCAGGUCGUACGUACAACACUACUUACUUACCAUGAUGCAACAACCAAGUAAAGUAUUAGUAGAGAUUGUUCCUAUCCGAAGCCACAUGCCAUAACAAAGCAACAAAAUAAUAAAUGAAGAGAAAAGUUAGCUUCUGCUUUUAAUGCAGUGCAGGACACCCGUUAGGCAAAUUGGCCACGCUUCUCUACACAAAUUUUUGUGGUUGUAAAUACUUGCUGAUAUUGUUGUUGUAAAUGUGGUGCUUUUGGGGGGCAUAAAGUAUACCCUUAACAGUGAUUUUGGAGGGAAGGGGAGGGAGGGGUGGGGUGCCUAAUAAUGAUGGAGAGGAUAGGAUACACUUUGUGAAUAAAGAUGAUGAGUACACGACUUUGACGGAUGCUAACUCUUUCUUCUUGAAUUUGUUAGGAUGUUUGCUCAAUUUAGAAUUGACUUGUUUCUUAAGGUGUUCACCCUUGUUUAUUCUUCAAUUCAACUUUUUCCCCCUUUUUAAUAACAUUGAUAAUUGUUAGUCUUUC